This is a messenger RNA of Daucus carota subsp. sativus, 1306 nucleotides long. Its product is annotated as polygalacturonase. Gene Ontology annotation, biological process: carbohydrate metabolic process. Gene Ontology annotation, molecular function: polygalacturonase activity. The transcript has 4 exons. Lineage: Eukaryota; Viridiplantae; Streptophyta; Magnoliopsida; Apiales; Apiaceae. The record is from RefSeq and is a predicted model, not a curated record. The coding region runs from base 31 to 1206 and encodes 391 amino acids.
GUUCAACAACUGCUCUUACAUUUCCAAGUAAUGAGUAAGUUCCUUCUUUCUUGGAUUGUCCUUUUUUCAUUCCUAGACUUCCUUAAUCUCUCAGAUGCAGCUAGCAUUGUCAAUGUGAUUAAAUACGGCGCCAAGCCUGAUGGCAAAACCGACUCUACCCAAGCAUUCGUCAAGGCAUGGGUCAUCGUCUGCAACUCGGCCCAGGCCGUGACAAUGUAUGUCCCUCAGGGACGUUUUUACAUCAGAGCGGUGGUGUUUAGAGGACCAUGCAAGAAUAAAAUUAUUGUUCAAAUAGAUGGUACAAUAGUUGCUCCUGCUGAUUAUCGCGCACUAGGCAGCACCGGAAGUUGGAUACUGUUUACUAGAGUUAACAGAGUUGCUGUCAUUGGGGGAACUCUUGAUGCCAGAGGAGCUGCCUUUUGGAAAUGUAGAAAAUCUGGACAGAAUUGUCCCCAAGGAGCUAUAUCUAUAACAUUCGAGUGGGGGAAUGACCUUAAACUCAGUGGUUUGACAUCGAUAAACAGUCAGGCGGCUCACCUCAUGAUUAAGAGAUGCAACAAUGUGAUGGUUCGAAAUGUGAGGCUUAAUGCCCCGGAUCAAAGUCCAAACACUGACGGAAUUCACCUCCAUACUGCAACAGGAGUUAUCAUAACUGGAACUACAAUUCAAACUGGCGAUGAUUGUGUAUCAAUCGGUCCUGGUACUAGAAAUUUGUGGAUGGAGCGGAUUCAGUGCGGCCCUGGACACGGAGUCAGCAUUGGAAGUUUGGGAAAAAAUGCGAAUGAAGCUGGCGUUCAAAAUAUUACAUUGAUAGACUCUGCAUUCACAGGUUCGGACAAUGGCCUGCGAAUCAAAACUUGGGCUAGGCCUACUAAUUCUUUUGUCAGGAACGUUGUUUAUCAGAAUAUUCAGAUGAGAAAUGUCAGAAAUCCCAUCGUCAUCGACCAAAACUACUGCCCCCACCAUCAGUGUCCUCAUCAGACUUCUGGGGUAAAAAUAACUGGAGUGACGUAUAAAAAUGUUCAAGGCACAUCGGCUAGCAAAGUUGCAGUAGCUUUUGAUUGCAGUCCUACUCAGCGGUGCACGGGGAUCAAAUUGCACGACGUGAAACUUAGUUAUCUGGAUAGAGAUGCACGCUCAAUGUGUAAAAAUAGUGGAGGAAAAACCACUGGAAUUUCUAUGCCAAAUAGUUGCUUGAAGAACUAGCUGUUUGUGUAGCCAUGUAGCAAAAAUAUGUUCAUUUGCGUUUGCCAAAGAUGAGAUAUCUAACGGCUGAAGAUUUGUAAAACUGCUUCCAUUUGAUAUA